AUGUCGGACUCGCGUACUUUCGAUCCUGUCGCAGCCGCACCCUCCGUUGCGUCCUCCACCGACUUGCAUCUUCGCACGCGGUUAGGGACUCAAUACAACGAUGCCCGUUCUCCCGUCAACUCACGCGUUGCAGAGGGGACCGACGAAACCCGCGCAGAUCCCGGCAGCAGCGGCGGCGGCGGCGGCGGCGCAGCAUGGACGCCAUUCCGGCGGGACCUGGUGGUGCUGGGCGCGGCGUUCCUCGCGCUCUUCGCGGCGUACAGCGCCAUUCAGAACCUCGAGACGUCGCUGCACCCGCGCGCCGGCAUGGGCGCCGUGUCCCUCGCCGUGAUCUACGGCGGCAUCGUCGUGUUCGCGCCGCUCGCGCCCGCCGUGAUCCGCUAUUUGCGGCCGCGAGGCGCCAUGCUGGUGGGCAUGUCGGGGUACUGCGCGUACAUCGCCGCCAACGCCGUCGACUCCAGCUGGGUGCUGCUGCUGUCCGCGGGGUACUUGGGCGCGAGCGCGUCCGUGCUGUGGGUGGCGCAGGGGCUCUACAGCGUCAUGCUCGCGCGCGGACACGCCGCCGCCGCGGGCGUGGCGGAGCAAGCAGCAAUCGCGGAGUUCAGCGGAAUUUUCUGGGGAAUCUUCGCGGCGAACCAGGUGGUGGGCAACGCCGUCACCUUCCUCGUCUGCCAGCUCAUGGCUCUCCUCUUCCCCGCUGCUCCUGCUGUGCCUUCUGCGUUUGCUACUCCCGCUGCUGCCUCCCCUGAGAGCCUUCCCCCCGCUACAGUCACGGUGCUGAUAAUCACGUUUCUGCUUUUCCUCGCGCUGGCCGCCGCGCUGACGUGGCGGCUGACUGACCUGUCAGAGGACCACCCCCUCUGCUGGCCCGCGCCCGCUCCCCUCGCGGAUGGUGCGCUGGUGGGGGGAGGGAGAGGCGGCAUUACAGGGGAAGACGAGGAGGAGGGGAGUGAGAGGGGGGAUGACGGGGAGGGAAAAUCUUUGCUGGGAGGCAAAUCGGUGGCUGGGCGAGCGGAGGAGCGGGGGGCGGUGGAGCAGUCAGGGGCGGCAGGAGGGGCGGGGGAGGGGGCGGGCAGCAGGGCAAAGGGGGGACGCAGCGCGUGGGAGCUGGCGGAUUUCACGCUGUACGUGGUGCGCCCAGCGCUGGGAGUGGCGUGGAUCGGCGGGGUCAUGUCCGUGUUUGGCGUCGCCAACAGCCUCGCGUGCAUGGCAGCGGCGCGCCUGUCAUCGGGGCUGCACUCCAUCCUCGCCACGCUGCUCAUCGGUGCCGCCUGCCAGAUCGCCGUGCUGCUCUCGCUCAUGCUCCUCGCACCCUUCACCGCCCCCUCGUGGGUGGCCUUCACAGUGGUGCUGGUGCAGGCAGUGCUGUGGGGGGUGGGGGAUGUCGCCUUCCAGUCACAGAUCAACGCACUGCUGCCCCUCGUCUUCCCUCGAGACAUGGACGCCUCGUUUGCGCACAUGAAGAUGUGGACCAGUGCCGCCUCGUCCCUCAUGUUCCUCCUCAGCCCGCACCUCUCUAUGCCCGCCAAAGCAGCCUUGCUCACCGCCUCCUGUGCUGCCUCCCUGCCUCUCAUGCUCGCGGUUGUGCACGUGCCAUAG
Closterium sp. Naga37s-1 is the source of this 1599-nucleotide messenger RNA. Lineage: Eukaryota; Viridiplantae; Streptophyta; Zygnematophyceae; Desmidiales; Closteriaceae. The record is from the annotation of a GenBank genome assembly.